Messenger RNA from Penicillium manginii, 2064 nucleotides. RefSeq names its product glucokinase regulator family protein. The transcript has a single exon. Lineage: Eukaryota; Fungi; Ascomycota; Eurotiomycetes; Eurotiales; Aspergillaceae. Gene Ontology annotation, molecular function: ether hydrolase activity; carbon-oxygen lyase activity; carbohydrate derivative binding. Gene Ontology annotation, biological process: amino sugar catabolic process; peptidoglycan turnover. Bases 1 to 2064 code for a protein of 687 amino acids. The record is from RefSeq and is a predicted model, not a curated record.
AUGGCGCCAUUUUCGGACCUGGGCUCUCUGGGUGCCCUAGAAACAGAAGCCCGAAGCGAGCUUGCACAAUCAAUGGAUUCUUUUGACACCCUCGGACUCUGCAAAGCUUUCAACGAGGAGGAAUCCAAAGUCUCUCCAGCUGUGGCGUGCUCUUUGCCUAUAAUUGCAUCAUUGAUCGAUGAGCUAGUACCUCGCUUAAGCGAAGGUGGUAGGUUGAUCUAUGUUGGCGCCGGCAAUAGCGGCCGAAUCGGUUUUAUGGAUUGCAGCGAACUGCCUGUUACAUUUUCUACCGACGAAAAUCAAUUUCUGGCCAUUGUCGCCGGAGGGGAUGAAGCAAUUCUUACAGCUCAGGAAGGGGCGGAGGAUUCCGAAGCGGAUGGUUCCGCCAAACUCGAAAUGAUGCGGAUAACAUCUCACGAUACCGUGGUUGGAAUAUCGGCAUCUGGGCGCACACCUUUUGUCAUUGGAGCUAUCAAGAUAGCCCAGAAAUAUAAGGCCGUUACGGCGGUCGUAACGAAUACCUCGCGAUCCACCUUGGAAAAGCUUGGAGUCGAUUACUCCAUACCUGUUGUUGUCGGCCCGGAAUUUAUCGCAGGAAGUACUCGACUCAAAGCUGGGAGUGCUGCUAAACAGAUUCCGAAUAUGAUUAGUACAUGUGCUAUGAUUCGGAUGGGUAAGACCUACAUGGGUCUUAUGAUUGAUGUGCGAGCGAAUAAUCAAAAGCUCCUAGCUCGCGGCCGCAGGAUUAUUCGGCAAGUGUGUGAAAGACUAAAGGAAAACAAUUUUACGUCAUCUGAGCAUUUAAAAAGCGAGAAAUUCCUACUUGAUGAUGAGUCUCUGGAUCUGAUGAUCAAGAGAUGUGGUGGAAAUGUGAAACGAGCGUGUGCUGCAGUUGUUUCUCGUCUUCCGCCAGACUGUGCCCAGCAGCAUCUUGAUCUUGCGUAUGGCAACUUUCGACAGUUUGUCCAGAACAUCUCGCCGCACAUAAAUCAACCCCACAAAAACGGACUCCCUGGAUAUAACGAGAAGUUGUUCAUGGCGAUAGAUGGUGGAGGAACAAAAUGCGCAGUAUCAAUUUACGCUGGAUCUUCAGUUCUGGCGAGAGCCCAAGCUGGAGCUUGCAAUUUCCAGAGUAUGAACAUAGAGGACCUUAUGGCUGAAAUCAAGGAAGCCAUAAGGAAGUCCGUCUCUCAGUUACCAUCACAAUAUCACCACUCGAUUGAAGAAAUUCCCAAGUUUGCUGCAGUGUGGGCAGGGAUCGCCGGAGUGCACCAUACGAGUCAUCGAGAGGUCCUCACAGCCCGGCUUGAGAGUUUAUUAAAGGUCUCUAUCAGUUCAGGCAGCCUUAUAUUGACAAGUGAUAGUGCGCUUCUCGGGGCAUGCAUUGGCAUGGAUGGCACUGUUGACACCGGCAUUGCAUUGAUCGCAGGAACGGGAUCGGUCGCCGCAGCUUUCGGAAGAGACACAAGAGGGGAAAUGCUGCAAAUUGGGAGAACAGGUGGCUGGGGCCCUCUUCUGGGGGAUCAAGGAAGUGCCUUCGAUAUUGGAAAGCAGGCGCUUCAAGGUUUAUUCGCCACCAUAGAAGCUAGCCAAGGAGACGACGACUAUUGUCUCAGCGAGCUCGAGUCUCGGGUAUUGGACCGUAUUGGCCAAGAGAAGAAAAAUUUGCUUUACUACAUCCUUUACUCGGAUACGCAGCCAAGGCAUCUUGUGGGAAGUCUUGCUAAAGUUGUUACCGAGCUAGGCUUCCAGACGGAUAGUCCAGACCUGGCAGCACUCGAUAUUCUAAAAUCAGCUGCCAGGUCGCUAACUCAGCUCGUCUUGCCACUCAUUAGGCCGCGAAUAUGUGAGCCCAAAGAAGGUCGCCUGAUAUUAUCCGGGGCAUUGCUGAACAUCCCGCAAUUCAAGGAUUUGGUUUUGCGCGAAUUUUCGCGUCAGAAAAUUGGACUUUUCAAAGAAGUCCUUGUAGUCGACGACGUUUCUACUUACGCUGCCAAGUAUCUUCAGACGCGAUAUUCAGAUAGUAAUAACCUGCAUCAUCGAAUAAUUCAUACGGAGCCUUGA